AUGAGUGGGGUUCUAGGUUCGCAGCUGUUGGACGAUUCUUUUACAUUAGAGAAAAAGGAAGAUGCAGUUAAAGAUAAGAAAAAAGAAAAUUUUUUCAAAGUUGAAACAUCCCCAAAGCAACUGCAAAUGCCCGUCAAAUUCCAAAUGUUGCGAGCUAAUACAAACCUCAACGAAGCCCCUUCUAAUUGGAUGCACGACAGUUCUCAAUGGGAGAAUUAUAUGCAACAAGCUUCUUUUCCCACCGACGACCUAUUUUCAAGACAUGGAAAAUGUCUGCUCACUAUGCACAGAUGUAGCAGGAAUUGUCAGAUACUUAUGAGCUACUUUAGCUACUAUUGGGAAGCAGGAUGCAUUAUUGGUCCCACCACUUAUACACAGAUUGUUUUUUUACCAAUUGGAACAUGGCAGCAACUUUCAAGAAUAGAUAUAAUUUCAAUAACUGUUAAUGAUGAGGUCAUCCCAUUUUGUCAGACAGCAGCUAAUCUGGGCUUCAUGAUUGAUUUAGGUAAGCACCCACAAGCAACAAAUCAACCAGGGCUGUCAACAGGAGCAGUUCAGGAAACUUUUAACAGUGAGCGAACCUUGGUGUGGAACUUUGAAGACAUUCGUAUGCUCAUUGGAACAGACUUGCCUAUCUUUGGAGGAGGCACUCAUCCAUGUGUCUCAUUGAAACUCAGGGACAUGAAAAAGCCAAUUACAGUUUUGACGGGUCUUGACUACUGGCUCGACAAUUUAAUGUGCAAUGUUCCUGAAUUGGCAAUGUGUUAUCAUGAUGAUGGCAUUGUGCAAUCUUAUGAACUACUGAAGACAGAAGAUAUUCCAAAUUUUCCAGAGGGAAAAUUUUCUCCUAAUGUCAUUAAAGACGUUGCCCAGAAUAUCCUAUCUUUUCUUAAAAGUAAUGCCACUAAAGAGGGACACACUUACUGGUUGUUCAAAGGUUUAUACUAUCUGUAUUUUGUCUAUGUUUAUAAGAGGGUGCGAAGAAUCUCCGGAGACCCAGUCUAUGGGGUUGUGGUGCAAGGCCCUGUGGAUGGUCUGGCUACUGGCACCCCACUCUAUAGUGUGGCGGUGCAAGGCACUAUAGAUGGAAGGACUACUUGUAGACCAAGGGGUUGGAGGUUUGGUACCGGAAAUGUAGGCAGAAGUUUGGAAGUGGUGGAGGAGCUGCAGAGGAGAAUGGUUGACGUGGCUGCAUUACAGGAGAUCAGAUGGAAGGGUGAGGGUACAAGGUUUGUGGGGGCUAAAGGUGGAAGAUAUAAGUUGUGGUGGAAGGGGGAUGAUGGUACGGGAGGAGUUGGUGUGAUGGUAAGAGAAGAGUUGGUGGAGAAGGUGUUGGAAGUGAGGCGGAGAAGCAAUGGUGUAAUUGUGGUGGUGAUGGUGUUUGGAAAAGUAAUAGUGAGGGUGAUAUCAGGAUAUGCUCCGCAACAAAGUAGGAAGGAAGAGGAGAAGGAUGGGUUUUAUGAUGAUGUUUCUGACGAGAUUGGGCAAGCGGGGUUGGAUGAGUUUGUGGUGUUGUUGGGUGAUUUGAAUGGUCGUGUGGGGCGGAUGCAGACGGAUAUGAAGGUGUACAUGGGGGAUGGGGAUAUGGUAUACGGAAUGAGGAAGGGCGUAGAGUGUUGGAGUUGGCGGAUGCACAUAACAUGGUGGUGGGGAAUACCUGGUUUACAAGGGAACCAGCGCGAUUGA
Molecule: messenger RNA, 1686 nt
Organism: Helobdella robusta
Lineage: Eukaryota; Metazoa; Annelida; Clitellata; Rhynchobdellida; Glossiphoniidae
Exons: 7
Coding region: 1-1686 (561 amino acids)
Biological process (GO): positive regulation of DNA-templated transcription
Molecular function (GO): catalytic activity
Source: RefSeq, a predicted model, not a curated record